This is a messenger RNA of Stegastes partitus (bicolor damselfish), 4768 nucleotides long. Its product is annotated as KIAA0513 ortholog. The record is from RefSeq and is a predicted model, not a curated record. The transcript has 12 exons. Bases 571 to 1857 code for a protein of 428 amino acids. NCBI's taxonomy places the organism in Eukaryota, Metazoa, Chordata, Actinopteri, Pomacentridae.
CACAAAAACUCUGUUUAACCCUUAAUCUCUAAACUUUUCAAAUUUAAAUACAUAUUCCAGUCUUUUGAAAAACACUUAGAAUGACUAAAUCCUUCUUGGGAGCAUAUCUUCCUUCAGAUUUCCGUUUAUUUGCGGCUCUGAUGUAAACAUCACACUUUUACUGUGAAGGCACCACUCGGUAAUCUUCGUGCUUUCCCGCCGCCGCGCCGAUUGGCUCUGCUGCUCGCCGACGUCAUUGGGUUCCCCCUCGUCGUGUUCGUCUCGCUCCGCGCAUGCUCAGUCGCAUCAUCACACAGUCUGGAGCAGCAGCUUCGUCGCAGCAGCAGCAGCAGCAGCGGGACCAGAGGCUCCGUGCGCCGCUUUCCGCCGCCGCCACCGGACGAUUCAGAUGCUCUGGGUCCCUGAGUUCACCGGAGGUCGGCAGCCUCGGGGGGGUGUGAUGCUCUGCAGAGUCCGGCUCCAGUAAGGACGGCGGCCUCCAGCUGUUCCCCACAUCUGUGAGCAGCAGCCUGAUGUUCCCGCGGAGCUCCGAAUAACCGAAUAGCGUUUACAGAACCAGACCGGUCCAGGAUGGAGGGCGUCGCCGUGGACAACCUGAUAGAUUUUGACCUGCCGUCCGAGGCCUCGACUCUGAGCGUCGACGCCUCUCAGCACCAGGGACACGCCGACAUCUUCUCCCCGGAGCCGCCGCCGUCGUCCGCCGGGCUCCACCAGAAGCCGCUACUGCCGGAGCCGAUGGCGCCGACCAAGUCCCACCACCACCACCACCAUCACCAUCACCACGGAGACGACGGAGACAGCGACGCCACCGAGUCGGCGGACAGCGAGAACGACAUGGACCCACCGUCCCACGCCUGGGAGCUGCGGAGGUCGUCGUCCUCGUCCAACCACAGCGGGGAGGAGGCCGACGCCGAGGCGGUGGAGCGGAGGCAGUUCAUGAAGGCCUACGUGGAGAAGGUGUUCCACGGAAAGGAGGACUUUGACCAGGAGGAGAAGGCUCGAUUUGGAGAGCUGUGCGGCGGAGAGAACGGAAAAGGCCGGGAGUGGUUCGCCAAGUACGUCAGCGCUCAGCGCUGCCACUCCAAGUGUGUGAGCGAAGCCACCUUCUACCGGCUGGUCCAGUCGUUCGCUGUUGUUCUGUUUGAGUGUUACCAGAUGGACGACUACAGUCCGGCCAAAAACCUCAUGACCAUGUGCUUCACCUACUACUACAUCGGUAAAUCCCAGCCGUCGCCGUCGGAGCUGCUGGACCGCGGCGGUCCUCCGGCCGGCCUGGACUCGUACCUGAACAAGGCCAACUCCUGGCUGACGGGGAAGAAGGACGCCGCCGAGCGCCUCCUCAAGAACACGUCCAAGACCGACGUCAAGGGCUUCUUCGGAGGUCUGGAGAGCAAGCUGAGGAGCUCCAUGGCUGCAGAGGGUCCAGGGGAGGCCAAGCCCAAGUCUCCGGUGUCAGAGGCUCCGGAGGAAAAGAAAGGAGAGAAGGUUUACCUGUACACUCACCUGAAGCAGCAGCCCAUCUGGCACACGCUGAGGUUCUGGAACGCGGCGUUCUUCGACGCCGUCCACUGCGAGAGGAAGAAGAGAUCUCCGACCACCAGAAGGACGCAGGACGAGGACAAAGACGAGAGGGAGAAGUGGUGUCAUAUGACCCAGGAGGAGAGAGACGACAGCUCCAAAAUCGAUGAGAACAUCGCCUUCGGCCAGCUCGGGACGUUCACUCACAACAUGUUGGCGUUCGGCCUCAGCAAGAAACUCUGCAACGACUUCCUGAAGAAGCAGGCGGUUAUCGGGAACCUGAAUGAAGAACAGUACAAGCUGCUGACGGACCACAUAGAGAAGAUGGCGGCGGAGUGACCAGGAGGACGUCGGGCUGCGCAUCAACACACGACAAUCUGACAGCACACCACACAUCAGCGGUUUCCCUCCAACGGCUGAAAAACCAACCUGCUGUUCUGAACUGUGCCACAUCUGUAGCAGACAUCAGCACCGCGUCCUGAAAUCAGCAAUAAUACACCAACACGUCAGCAUCUGUACCGCCCGUGACCCGCUUCACAGCAACACCACAGUUACUAGCAGCAUGAAGCGAAGCCGUCCAGUCUCAAUGAGCAGCCUCCGUGUGGCUCUAUACAUUAUACCCAGAUGUUACGUAUCCUAUAUGCUGUUUAAAUCUGUGUUUCCUCGGUGAACAUAUUUAUUAUAAGUGUGGUGUGACACUGCCACACGGCAAUAAGAAUUCAAUGUGCUUUUACCUGCUGUUCAGGUGUUGUCAGGUCAGUUUUAAUGCCUAAAAACUCCCUUACACUCAUUUUCUUUUCUUUUCUUUUUUUUUGUCGCUUUAGCAUCACGUUUAGCAAACUCACAAAGCUCUGACAUAAUCAAACUUUAAUACUGACAUCUACUCUGCAUGCAUUCUCUUUAACAGAUCUGUAUCUAUUGUCUGUGAACUAAAUAUGAAGCAACAACUAUGGGACAGUUAGCUUAGCUUAGCUUAGCUUAGACAGAAACAGGGUAAAUGACUAACAAGCUAAUUAUAAUAAUGAGCAGUUUCUGCAGGGAUUAAACAAACAAGAUAUAGCAUGUUAAACCUCCGAUAGUCCUUAUGCUAAGCUAAUCUGUCUUCUGGCUGUAGUUUUACAUUUUUGCCACUUUUAUCCUGGCACACAUAUUUACAGUUUGGUGUUUUUAAGGGAGAAGAUUUCUUGUUUGAACCCUGCUAAUGUUUGUAAUCUAAGUAUAAAGUAACUGGAAGUGGACAGUUAGCUUAGCAUAGAGACGGAAACAGGGUAAAGAACUUGCCCUAGCAAGUUACAAUAAAGUAACUUCAAUGCCAGGGACUGUAUGCUAAGCUAAGCUAACUGUCUUCUGGCUGUAGCUUUGUAUGAAACAGAAAUUAAUAUCAGUCUUUUGGGUUUCAAUCACAGUUUGCCAUUUUUACCGUGGCACACGAUUACAAUUUUGUGUUUACUGAAAAGAAAACAAAUGAUUUUGAUGUCUGUACAACAAGAUGGUUAGCUUAGCUUAGCAUAGAAAUGGUAUCAGGGCGUAAACAGCUAGCUUAGCUCUGCUCAUUGGUGACAAAAUCCGUCUACCAUCAACCUCUAAAGCGUCUUCAUCAACACAAAUUUAGCUUGUAUAAGCCAUACAAAAAGCAAAAUACAAAAGUCACAAGUGACUUCAGUGCAAGUGAUAUGAUGCUAAGCUAAACUUGCAGUCCUCUGAAUGUAGCUUCAUAUAAAACAAUCAAUCUUUGGCUAAAUGUUCCAUUCCAUUUGUUUUCACUUGCCACACAUUUAUAGUUUAGUGAUUUUAUGUUGUUGUUUGGGAAUAAUGAUUCUUUGAAUCAUGUUCAUGCCUGUAAUCGAAACACAAAGCAACAGCGAGGCGAUUGUUAGCUUAGCUUAGCAUAAAGGCUGGAUAUAGAGGAAAACAGCUAGCCUGUUUUUUUCCAAAUCUUAACUGUCUUACCAGCACCUGAUUAGGACAUAUUAUGUUUGUUUAAUUAAUUAAAAAAGCAAAAUAGAAAAAUAAGAAGUGACUUUAUGCUAAGCUAAGCUAAUUGUCUUCUUGUUCUAGAUUCCUUUAUAUCAGUCAUUCCAAUGUUGAGCUACAGGUUUCAGUCCCACUUUCACUAUUUGAAAUCCGCCACACAUUUAUAUUUGACAGGUUUUUUUUGGCGUUUUGUGGGAGUAGAACAUAAUAUUUGACUCAUUCACAUGUGUGGAAAUUAAACAUGAAGCAGCAGCAAGGGGAUGGUUAGCUUAGCAUAGCAGGGAGACAAAGCAACUAGCCUAGCUCUGUCCACCUACCAGGACCUCACUGACUGACACAAAUUCUUCUUUUUUUUCUUUUUUAAUUUAUAUAAAAAGCAAAAUGUGAAAGUGACAAGAGAACUUAUGCUAAGCUAAGCUAACCAUCUUCUGAGUUAAGCUUCACAUAUUUCCAUCCCGUUUUUGCCACUUUAAACCUGCCACACUUCUACAAUUUUAGGUUUUUUUAAUCCAAAACUUUAUUGUUAUCUUGGGGAACAUUAGAGACUCCUCUUCCGUCCAAAGUGCCUUCCAUGGAAGUAAAAAUCCUCGUCUUUACCCUCCGAUGCCCGAACAAACACUAAUGCACUCUGUAACUCCGCCCCCUGCUGGUUAACUUCACCGCGUGGCCGUUUUGUGGUUUUAGUGACGGGUUUAAAUAGUGAUGCUAGCGGCGUAGCUGAGCAUGAAUCCUGCUGCAUGUGUGUCUAUCUCGCAUGUGCCAACAGCAUCAAACACGUGUAAAAGUGAGUGACUGAACUGUGUAGUUGUUGUGUUACUUAAUCCUGCCACUGCGGGGCAGCGUUGUGUUUCCAAUCCAAGCCUUUCUCAGUGGGAGUAUAUCGUGAACGCCAGGCUGAUGCACUCUCUGGCAGCUUGAUCCCCGUUUCAAACCGAUGUAAUCAAUGAAGUUAUCGUGUAAAUAUUGUAUAUUUCCGUGUGUGUCGUGCGAAUCGCCGCCGUUUGUUAAUCGUGGGUCUGUAAUUGUAGCUGUAGACGCAGUAGAUGUACCGGUGCAUCGUGACCUAGAUGUCUGACUGUAGUUUCAUCGCCUCUGUGCAGCGUUUGUGUAAAUGUAAAUGAUUCCUCUGGAGCUUCAUGCAGCGUUUUAACUGAUCCCUUUGCAUGAGCUCUGAGUUCGCGUCACGCCUUCCCGACAUGUUCUGAGACUCUGUGCAGAAUGAAGCAGUGUUUUAUUUCGUCAUGAUGACCAUCUUUAAACACUCCUCUGACCCAAA